Spodoptera littoralis (African cotton leafworm) is the source of this 2279-nucleotide messenger RNA. The record is from the annotation of a GenBank genome assembly. Lineage: Eukaryota; Metazoa; Arthropoda; Insecta; Lepidoptera; Noctuidae.
AGGUAAAGGCACCCGCUUACUACAUCGGUGGGCAGCAGCCGAGCACGCUGCCGCGCGGGGGAUCCAUGCUCCGAGCCUAUUCGCCGGCCGCCCCGCCCGUGCCCGCUGACCGUGUAAAAUCCCAUUCCGCCUCAGGCCAUGCUGACGGGUACAUGUCAUCCCCUGAACGCGGGGCUGCCAGGACUCCUUACGAGGACCCCUACUACUCCCAGUACCUCGGCACUGCUGCUGGGAGGCCCAACAUUGCUCCCAUCAUUGAUGAGGAGACCGGGGAUGCAGUGAUCAUUGAUGAUGCAUACCAAAUGUACGGAAAUCCCAUAGCUGGUGCUCCGCGACCGAUGCCUCGCCCUCUGUACGAUGUCAGGCCACAAUUGGAUGACAUGCAACGCCUGCGCGUUGAGAAGAUGGAGAGGCAACUGGCCAAUUUGACGGGACUCGUGCAAAAAGCCUUGCAGGUCCCCAACCAACCACCAGUACCUCCCGCGGCGGCCGCCCCGCGAGCUGAGUAUCAGCCCUACCACGUGCGCCCAGCAGCGCAAGAUGCGGCAAGAUUUACCGGCACCGAGAGACCCCCUAAAUUAGGCAGGGAUAAAUUUCAAAAAUCUGUCUCAUUUGAGAAAUCAGUAUCAUUUAGCGAUGAUCCUCCAGAUAUGAGCUCACCAAAGCAGCAUUCACCUCAGCAUACAGCUGAUUCCAAACCUACCAAACCGGCUAUCAAAUCUUCGACAUUGCCGAGGACAUCGUCACAAGAACGAGAUCGCCUAAAGCCGGCUCCUCCUCCGAAGCCUGCAGGUCUUGCUAGCCAGCAGCUUGCUCUGAUACCCCAGAAAACGUGCACCAUCAACGUGUCUUCGGACUUCCCGGGGCAACUUCGUCUGCUGCAGAAGCAGAGCCGUGACUUGCGCAUUGAGACUCGCAAUAUGCGCCGUUCUACUCUGAGUCACGCCAUGCAAAUGAGACAGCUCAUGGGCGACGCUAUCGUCAAGAUUGGUGCUAUUGCUGAAAGCUUCUCUGAGCUUGACCCGAACUCUCAACUCUGCCGCGAAGAAGAGAUCUACCGGCAGGACAUGCUGCUCCUGGAGAAUGACCUGUAUGAGCUGGAGGCUACCGUCGAGCGUCUCCGUGGCCAAGCCGCUAACAGGGAGACUCGCGUCAAUAUGGCGGACAUAGAGCGUAUCGCCAUGGUGCUCUCCAAGAGCAGCAAGACCGUCGCUGAUUGGAAACUCAAGUUUCCAAUCCUGCAGGACACGAUGAAGACUAAGCUCGCUUCUGAGAUGGAGAAGGUGGUCCGCAAGGAAAAAAUGCUCGAAGAAGAGCCAGAGCGCUUGGAGCUUGCCUUGCGCCGUUGCAAGAAGCUGACUGGCACGCUGGUGACGCUGAAGCGCCUUGCUUGCGUCCAAGAGCAGCGUCUGCCACUGACUGAUGGUCGCGUCUCUCCAGUAUCGUCUCAGAGCUCUUCGUUCACGGCUGGACCGUCAUCCGAAGAAUGCGCUUCGGAUAGCUCAUGCCCCAAUGCUAGCUCUCACAACAAGGGCACCGGCGGCGUGUGCGUCGGGCGAGGAGGAGCGAGCCGGGGAGCGGACGUGCGGCCAGAAAACGCCCUCGAUGCGCUACUAGACGAACUGCAGACGUUCGCGAAGCCGGCGGAGCGCAGCGGGCGCGGCGAGGGACCCCUGCGCCGUCUGCACUCCUACCCCAGCGGCAGCGACACGGACGCGUCGCCCCCGGUGCGCGCGCGCGGCCAGCACCCGCCCAAGCCGCCCGUGCCCGAGCGCCACCCCGAGCUGCUCGCCAUGGCCGCGCGCCGCGCACCGCCACCGCCGCCGCCGCGCACCACCUCGCGCUCGCCGCUCGCCUCGCCGACUUCGCCCGCCUCACCUCCUCGCUGCGAUCCCGACCCCUGCCUUCUAACCCUGCACCCCUCCGAAACUUCUGACGACGACAAGGCCACCAGUCGAAACACACCCCUUGAACAACGACAUCAAGAGCUGCUGAAGAAACAAAAAGCGCUGCAAGAACAGUACGCAAGGCUGCAAAUGAUACAACGGAGCGGUCCCACGUUGCCACCUACUGCACAGCCCGACCUCAAAAAGACAGGCAGCGAGUCCAACUUGUUGAGUAAAAUGAACUUGAACAUAGCGCCGGCCGCAUCCGGCAGCAUGACGCACCUAGCCGGCGACCACGAACGCCACGCUGACGGGACAAUGACCACCGAGAAGGGCAGACUGCCCGACACUGUGGCCACUACUAAUAAGGUUUACGAGACUGACAUACUGUGA